Messenger RNA from Drosophila ficusphila, 4643 nucleotides. RefSeq names its product ABC transporter G family member 2. The transcript is spliced from 15 exons. NCBI's taxonomy places the organism in Eukaryota, Metazoa, Arthropoda, Insecta, Diptera, Drosophilidae. Gene Ontology annotation, cellular component: plasma membrane. Gene Ontology annotation, molecular function: ATP binding; ATP hydrolysis activity; ABC-type transporter activity. The record is from RefSeq and is a predicted model, not a curated record. Bases 217 to 4560 code for a protein of 1447 amino acids.
CCAUGCUAACGGUCGCUACGGAUCGCUCGUUCUUCGGUUCCACAAAAGAUAUAGCCAUCUAUAUAAUUAUUACGGCCUACCACGAACGAGCGGAAAGAGCAAAUUAAAUGGAGGACGCGCGUUGAAGGCAGACAGAUAAAAGCGAAACCGAAAUAGGGUUAAGACUAUAGAAAGGCCGCGAGAUCAAAAGUGCUAAAAAAUAUAUAAAGUCACGUCAUGUCCAGUUGGAGUUUGGCCAGUGCGGUGUCGCCAAAUGUGACCGGUGGCGAUGCCAUCCGAUUGAGUACACUGAAGUCCAGUUCGGAAACCCAUCUGUCAUCGGGCGGAUCGAAAGGAUAUGGAGGACAUGGGGGCUCUGGAGGACUACCCCGGCCCACGACCCCCGUGCCCGCCAGGAAGUUGUCCUCCAAGCGACCGCCGCAUUUGACCUUGAACAUUACGGGCAAGUCGAACGACGCUCCACUGGCCGAAACGGAAAAUACGGUGCUUUCCACCAGUGAUUCCAUCUACGGAACUCUCAUGGGAGCCACGCCCUUCUCGUCGCCUGCCAACCAAAGCCACAGGAGCCAGAAGAGCCAGAAUAGUGACGAUAGCCGCCAAAGCUGCAGCACUGCCACCAGCGGAGGAUCCAUCUUUCCCCACGAACAGUACAAAACCAUCAAGAAGAUCAACAUCGGGUUCGAGAACAUACGCUACACCACCAAAUUCGGAGUCUUCCAGAGAGAAAUCAAGGAUGUGCUGAUGGGAUUGACAGGCUAUUUUAAAUCGGGAGAGCUUAGUGCCAUUGUUGGACCUUCAGGAGCUGGAAAAAGCACCCUGCUUAAUAUCCUCUCAGGAUACACAAUGUAUGGAUAUACAGGCGAUUUUCGGAUAAACGGCAAUCGACGAGAUCUCAAAGCCUUUAAGCCGAACGUGGCCUUUAUCCGCCAGGAUACGAGUCUUCAAGGCCUUUUGUCCGUUAAGGAGGCGAUGCACUUUGCAGCUAAUUUAAAAAUAGGAACCCAUAUGACCUUAAGUGAGAAGAAGGAGCGGGUGAAGAGCAUCCUGGAGGCGAUCGGGAUGUACGAUAACCGGCACACGAAAACGGGACAACUCAGUGGAGGCCAAAAGAAGCGUUUGGCAAUCGCCUUGGAGCUGGUAAAUAACCCACCGGUGCUGAUUCUGGAUGAACCAACCACUGGCUUGGAUAGCUCCACCUCCAAUCAGCUAAUAAAUCUGCUCAAGAAGCUCUCCCUCGAGGGACGAACUGUGAUUUGUACAAUCCACCAGCCAAGUGCCUUGACCUUUGCCAUGUUCGACCAUUUGUAUGCCAUUGGCGAGGGCAAGUGCAUUUAUUCGGGCGGACCCCAAAACCUACUGCCCUUCCUCGGAGCCCUCAAUAUGCACUGCCCGGAGUCCUACAACCCCGCGGACUACUUAAUGGAAAUAGCCACUCAUGACUACGACACGGAGGAGGACAACCAGCUGGAGAAGUUGGUGGCCCUGAUGGACAAUGGUCGGAAUGAGGAUUACCGACAGAGCAAGUCUGCUCGAAUUGCUCAAUUGGCAGCUAUGAAGAAAGUUGAUCAACUAAUGGCAGCGGGUAUAAUCACACCCGUGAAUGCGCCCGUAAUGGCAACAACGGCCCCAUCGCACUCCCAUCAGGGCGGUACUUUUAAGCCACUCACGCCCAUCAAUGAGCUAUCCUCGCGGGUGUGGGACAGCCAAGCUGCGGGAGUUGGUAGCGGAGAUGUUGGAGGAAAGUCAGCCGCAAGUUGCUGUAAGCCAAAGAAAAAGAAGAAACCCAAGCGACCCCUGGAAUUGGAUCCCUCACAUUUGUGCAAGAGGGAGAACAUCUACGCAACUCCCUUCUACCGCCAGUUGAGUAUUCUGUUGCUAAGGACCUUCCUGCUGAUUUGGCGGGACAGCUCGCUAACCACGAUGCGGUUUGCCAUCCAUCUGAUCACUGGACUGCUAAUAGGAACCCUGUACUUUGGAAUCGGAAACGAUGCCGCCCAGACGUUAAAUAUCUUCCGCUACCUAUUCUACACGAUCAUGUUCAUAAUGUACUGUGCGUUCUCGGGGAUAUUGGUAAAGUUUCCCCUGGAGUUUCCGAUUGUCUCCCGGGAGCACUUCAACCGCUGGUACUCCUUGCGCGCAUAUUAUGUGGCCAUCACCCUGGCGGACUUGCCCAUCCAGGUUAUCUGCAGUGCCCUGUUUAUGGUGCCCACCUAUCUGAUGACCAAGCAGCCCCUGGAACUCUGGCGUUUCGGUCUCUUCUUCCUGAUUGUGUUCGUCACGGCUCUGGUUUCGCAAAGCAUCGGAUUGGCGGUGGGCGCGGCGCUGAGUCUGAAGCUGGGCUCCAUCCUGGGACCCUUCUUUAUCUGCCCGUUCCUGCAGUUCAGCGGCUUCUUUCUGAUGGAGAAGGACGCCCCGGCAUACAUGCGCUGGAUGUUCGACAUAUCGUUCCUAAAGUACAGCCUGGAGGGAUCCAUGAUGGCCAUCUUCGGGUACGGUCGCGAGAAGUUGGUCUGCGAGGAGAUGUACUGCCACCUCUUGGCGCCCAAGCACAUACUCAAAAGUCUGGACAUGGCCGACGGGAGCUAUACGCUGGCCCUGAUCUUCCUAAUUGGCGUAUUGGUCUUCCUGCGCAUUCUGGCCUUCUACAUAAUGUCCUUCCGCCUCCGAUUGUUCAGAUGCUCCUAUCCCAGAACUCGACUGACCUCCGACAAGAUCCAAACCAAAUCGAGCCGCCGUUCGAUGGCCGAUAACGCAGUCCAAGUUCAGGCGAAUGGCCUGGCCCAAAAGCAGAAGGCGCUGGAGCUGCAUUUCAGCCAGGUUGGCUACAGUUUGAAGGGGGCCGCAAAGGGAUCCAGUCCCAUAUUGAACGAGGUAUGUGGGGUCUUCAAAUCGGGACGACUUACGGCCAUUCUGGGACCCUCGGGAGCUGGAAAGUCCACAAUGCUGAAUGCACUGGCGGGUUUCAAACUCCAAGGUGUAACUGGGCAGUUCCUUUUGAACGGUCGUCCCAGGGAUAUGCUAACCUUUCGGAAAAUGUCAGCCUACAUUGCUCAGGAUUUUGUGAUGCUGAAUCUUCUGACUGUGGAAGAGACGUUACGUGUUUCUGUUGAUCUGAAAAUGCCCAGUAGUACAAUACCUCAGGAAAAACAGAAAAUUAUAGACGACAUAAUCGACAUAUUGCAGCUGCAGUCCUGUCGCCGGACCUUGGUAAAGAAUUUGUCCGGAGGCGAGCAGAAAAGAUUGUCCAUCGGCAUCGAACUGGUCACGAAUCCGCCCAUCAUGUUUUUCGAUGAGCCCACCAGUGGACUGGACUGCGUGGCCAGUUACCAGGUGAUUUGCCACCUGCAGCGAUUGGCCCACGAUGGCAGGAUCGUGGUCUGUGUGGUCCAUCAGCCGGGAUCGCGACUCUUCCAACUCUUCGACGAUGUCCUGGUUUUGGCUCACGGGGAGGUUCUCUACGCCGGCGAACAGCGGGAGAUGCUGAGCACCUUUGCGGAAUCGGGUUACGUUUGUCCACAGUACUAUAAUCCUGCAGAUUUUGCCCUGGAGAUUUGCAGCCAAUCCACAACCACAGAGCGCUGUGAAUCGCUUAUUUCCCAGAACAAGAUGAAAUAUUGCAACACCAGCAACAUUGUGAAGCUGCAAGUUGAUGAAGAGACAGCGCUGAUUGAUGUCCACAAGGAUACUUCGGACUUGGCCCAUCUGCGGAGUAAGGAGCAGGUGGGCUUUUGGUUUCAGCUGAGCGUGCUACUUCGUCGCCAUUUGCGCUCUAUGUCGAGGGACUUGGUGGCAGUCCAGAUGCGUGUGGUGAUGCACGUGGUGGUGGCGCUACUUUUGGGCGUGGUCUACUGGCAAGUUGGUGGCGAUGCAGGCAAAAUCAUAUCCAACGUGUCCUGCCUGUUCUUCAUUAUCCUGUUCGUGUUCGCCGGCAAUGCGAUGCCCUCCAUCCUGCUGUGCAUGCAGGACUCGGCGGUGUUCAUCAGGGAGUACUACAACGGCUGGUACUCACUGAGUGCCUACUACUUAUCGAAGGUCCUGGCCGAUCUACCCAUGCAGUUCACCUGCCCCACCCUGUUCAUCAGCAUCGGGUACUUCAUGUCCGGCCAGCCACCAGAGCUCCAUCGAUUUCUCAUGUGCUGGGGCAUUUGUGUGAUGACCGCGUUCAUCGGCCACUUCAUCGGGGUGAUCGCCGGAUCGCUGUUCCCCAUGCAGUUGGCUAUUUUCCUGGUGCCGAGUGCCACGAUUCCGUUCCUGCUGUUCUCCGGCUUCUUCAUCCGCCUGAACGAGCUCUCCUGGUUCCUGCGUCCCAUCUGCGACGUGUCCUUCUUCAGGUACAUCUUCGAGGGCCUGAUGAGGGCCAUCUACGGUUACGAUCGCGGGGAGCUGGAGUGCCAUGCCACAUUCUGCUACUAUAGGACAGCGGACAAGUUCCUCAAGGACUUUGAGAUGCAGGGCGACGAGUUCGAUUGGGACAUGGUGGUGCUGGGAAUGUUCCUGAUCCUCCUGCUCCUCGCUUUCUUUGUGACCCUCACUUCGGUCAUCCGACGAGCUCUUCGGUGAUAUCGUUAGUUUUUUAUCUGGGACUUAAAUGUAUUGAAGCUUAAAAAAUAAUUUAAAGGCGGAUAAAAGUUAUUAAGAAUAUA